CUAUUCUAAUGAAGCAGAAGAAGACAGCAGACCCUGAGAAAAAACAGAUGCUGAGAGACAGAAAAGAGGAGGAGCUUUGACAGCCAUUACGUCAUUUGUUAGUCUGAGGAACAGAUAUAUUGCCCAUGAGAGAAUCACUGCCUCCCUGUAUCCAUUUCUAAGUGUGUGGACACACAAGAAAGACCGAAAGUGAGCCCCACAAAGACGAGAGUUUAACAGAGCAUCUUCCACUGCUGAUCAAACAUGUCUCAACUGGGUAAGGAAGAAGAUGAUCAAAUGCAGCGUCCUGAGGUAAGAGAAGAGGAACUGAAUGAAACUAAGAACAGACUGGGACUGAGUGGACCAGCGAAGAGCAAAACGACUGAAGUGAUGGAGGAGUGUGAGAAAGCGGGUAAAGCUGCUCCCUCUGUGUUCAGCAGAGCAAAGUCAGGAGGCGAGACAGCCUUAAACACGCGCUCAGCUAAACCAAUCAGGAAGUAGCAGCAGACCUUUUGACCGUGAUGUGACAACACCUUUUCCUGAUUAAGUUUUUGUUAUGUUCCAGCUGUGUUUGAUGGAAGAAAAAUCCUUUUGAGGAGCUUUGUGUUUUUUGUAAAACUUGCUUUAAUUUGAACACUUUUUUGUUUGUGAACUUUAAUUUUUCCUCUAAUAACAGCUAUGUGUGAACUUGUAAAACCAUUCCUGUUGUUUUCAGAGAAUUUUGUCCAACCAUUCUAAUGUUUUUGUAAAAAUGGCAAUUUCUCAGUUUUAACGGAAGGGAAAAGUAUUAAAAGGGCAAAAAAGCAACAUUUGAACAAAACUGUGAUGUUUACCUUUCACACACAAAAAAAAGUCUGGCCUUGCACAUAUUCUUUAUGCAAAUAUAUUUUAAAACAGGUAUGUGAUAUGUUCACUUUUUAAGAAAUAAUGAAAAGGUUUUGUCAAAUGGGAGAACUAUUGAAAAAAAAGGAUUUCUUUGAGAUAAAUAAAAAAAUUCCUUUAAAUAAAAA
Molecule: messenger RNA, 989 nt
Organism: Notolabrus celidotus (New Zealand spotty)
Lineage: Eukaryota; Metazoa; Chordata; Actinopteri; Labriformes; Labridae
Gene: mustn1a
Product: musculoskeletal, embryonic nuclear protein 1a
Exons: 3
Coding region: 244-480 (78 amino acids)
Biological process (GO): chondrocyte differentiation; chondrocyte proliferation; tissue regeneration
Cellular component (GO): nucleus
Source: RefSeq, a predicted model, not a curated record